Danio rerio (zebrafish) is the source of this 1077-nucleotide messenger RNA. The record is from RefSeq and is a predicted model, not a curated record. Lineage: Eukaryota; Metazoa; Chordata; Actinopteri; Cypriniformes; Danionidae.
AGAUCGUAAAACCUAAGGGACAGAUGUGGUUACACUAUAAAACCAAAGGUAUUGUUCGCAGGUUAGCUAGUACUCAAGGAAGCUAGCAGGAUUUAGCUGCUCAGGAUUUAGGUUUCCAUGCUCAGGACCCCUCAAACAUGAAGAAAUGCCUUGAAUACACCUUGCUCCUUAUCGUCUCAAUGCUUCAAGGCUCGAAGCAGCAGAGGAUCAUUGGAGGACAGGAGGUUCAGCCAUACUCCAUAAAGUACCAGGCCUCUGUCCAGUACAACAACUACCAUUACUGCGGAGGAACACUCAUACACCCGCAGUGGGUGGUCAGUGCUGCCCACUGCUGGAGACCGAGCUAUUUAAUCAAAGUGGUGUUAAGUGAACAUGACCUCUCUAAAAUCGAGGGCUUUGAGCGGGUGUUCAAUGUGUCCAAGGCCCUGGUGCAUUACAUGUACAAUUACAGGACGUUUGAUAGUGACAUCAUGCUUCUGAAAUUGGAGAAGCCAGCAGAGCUAAGUGCCACCAUCCAGCCAGCUGUGCUGCCGGUCUCCGUCCCGGCUCUACAGGGCGGCACAGUGUGCAUCGUGAGCGGCUGGGGCGUCACUCAGGUUUACAGCUAUUACCUGUCGCCCGUCCUGCGAGCCGUGGAUGUCCAGAUCAUCCCGCAGUGCCAGUACUAUUACUACUACAGGAUCACAGACAACAUGGUGUGCGCCGGCUCCCCGCUGGGCGGAAAAGACUCCUGCCAGGGCGAUUCUGGCGGGCCGCUCAUCUGUAAUGGUUAUUUUGAGGGCAUCGUGUCCUGGGGCAUCAGCUGUGCCAACGCUUAUUUUCCUGGGGUCUACACCAAAGUCCGCAACUACAUUCCCUGGAUGACCUGGAUAAUCGACAACGACACCAGCUAGAAUGUUGUUUCCAAUGGUUGUUGAAGUGCGGUACUGUUAAAAAUACCACCAGAUGGUUGUAAGGAUACUCAAUAAGAUGGUCAAAGUCUGUUAGAUAAAAUAGGAGAAUCAAAUAUACACAGUUGAAGUCAGAAUUAUUAACGCUACUGUGAAUUUGUUUGUCUUUUUCAAAUAUUUCUUAAAU